AUGGUUUAUUUUAUUUUGCCUCUAAAUAAUCUUAAAAUUCUUGGAAUAUGUGUUACAUAUUUGUGAAGAGUAUUUAUCGUAUACAAUGUGCAUCAUAAACACUACAUAAUGAGUAUAACUAUAAACAAGCAUUAAAAGGAAUGUAGAUACAGUGCUGUUAAUAGAAGUCAAAAUGUUUAAAAAAUAUUUAAUUUUACUAUUUUCCUCGGUACUGUUCACUGCGACAGCCACUCAUGUUAAAGGAGAAUUUACUACACAAGACUUUUUUAAGUUCUUGGUCAAAUUCGGCUUCCAGAAGACUGAUAUUCAUUUCCAGAAGGAAACAUAUGGCUACAUUUUCGGUAACAUAACUUCGAACGAGAAUUUUAAAUACCCUGUUACUUUUGCUGUUUUAGACAGACCUCACUUUUUACACUAUUACAAAAGUCGUGAUAUAAGUGAUAAGGAAUCAGCUUGCCAGGUGAUGUUCCAACACCUAAAUGGUUCAGCAUAUCAUCCAAAAUGCAAUGUUAAUGGGCAAGACCUGUUUAGAAGAAUCCCAUGCCCUGAAGGCAAGCUUUGUGUGGACGAGGAUACAUCGUGGAAUGUGGUGAAACACAAUCAAUUUACGUAUGUCAUCCAAAAUAAUGGACAGCCAAGAUUUUGGUAUGUUUCAAUGGUUUCCUGCUAUUUGGAUGAGGUGACCUGCACAUGGCAUCAUUACACUGGUGCUCCAUCAGCUGAUAACAAAACCUUGACAAACACACCACAAACUAUUGAAUACGAUUUGUGGCUUGUCAACGGAAGCCCCAACCUUUCCCUUUCUAAUACAAUGUUCUAUCAAUUCUCAUUUGAUAGACAAAAUACUUUGGAAUUAUAUUUGUUGUUCUGGCUGUGUUAUAUUAUACUUAUGCCAGUUCAAAUUUAUGCAGUCAGGACACAAAGGCAUCCUGUUACAAAAUUAUUCACAUCAAGCCUCGUACUUGAGUUUGUAGCUCUCUGUUUCAAUGUGCUGCACACAAUGAAGUUUGCAGCAGAUGGUGUUGGCUUCCCACGGUUAGCUGUUGCUGGUGAUAUACUUGAUAUUAUGAGCAGAACCCUCUUCAUGCUACUACUUCUUUUGUUGGCAAAAGGUUGGGCAGUUACACGGCUAGAACUAACAUAUAAACCAUUAGUUUUUGGAGUGUGGAUGGUCUAUGGAAUUGUUCACAUACUUCUGUAUGUUUGGAAUACUACGGAAGUGGACAUUAUAGAAGAGAUAGAUGAAUACCAAACAUGGCCUGGCUGGCUAGUCCUAACACUGCGGGUGGCCAUCAUGACAUGGUUUGUUCUGGAGCUGCGCAACACAAUGAUGUAUGAGCACAACAUGCCAAAACUAAAUUUCCUAUUGCACUUUGGUGCCUCAAGCCUUGUGUGGUUCGUGUACUUGCCAAUUAUAGCUCUCAUCGCUCUGCAGAUAAGCCCGCUGUGGAGAUUUAAAUUUCUCUUGGGUAUAACUUACUCGGCUGAUUGCCUGGCGUUUUGCAUCAUGGCUCACCUUUUAUGGCCGACGCGAUCCGAGCAGUAUUUGCUGUUAACACCCUCCGGCUAUACAGCAGGUAUCGACGAGUUGGACGAGUUCAGCGAGUCGCCACACGUUGUCCACAGCGACACUGUCGCGCUCACAGCGGAAAGCAUCAACGCGGAAGAAGAAGAGGUCAUAUUCGCACGACCGCAAAAGAAUGGCGUGGCGUUCUCGUAGCAACGCAACUAAAUAUGUACCUUGAAAAGUGAUGGGUCACCUACCGCCGGAUUCAGUAACUUUUCAAAAUGUCGGCAGCCGGUCGCAUUCAUAUGACUCGUCAUAAGUUUUUUAUAAAGCUGACUUGUCGUCUCUUAACUGUCCGAAAAGUUACUGAUUAAAGAAACCAGGCUAUCUCGGUUAUUGAUAACUUAACUUCGCUCUUAUUGCGCUGUUUGAUGCAAAUUUUAACUGUCUCGUUGGUGUAGUGGCUCUUAUGUUCGACUACGAAUCACGAGAUCGUAGAUUUGUUUUCCGGGUCGGGCAAAAAAUGUUUAGGUAUUGGAUAUUUCCGUCGAGAAAUACUGAGUAUCGCCCGGAGUUCGGAAAUUGGCAUUGUCUACUCUCGUGCCAUACAGAGCAUGUUAAAUCCCCGGUCCCCGCUAAAAUGGGAUAAUUCCGCCGACCCGCGUUAAAGCAACGUUUAUGGACAGAGCUCUAAUAAAUCUCUCUCUACUAUGUAUAAUAUAAGUACUGUCAAUUUGUACAACACGAAUUUUGGAGAUUGUUAUAUUUAGAAUGUAAUAAAGAAGCCUGUACCGAGAAAUCAGAUGAAAUGAUUAAAGUCUGUGUAUGCUAAUAAGUUUAACACAAACUAUGUAUCCUAAAUAGAACAUAAAUUCAUAAGCGUUUAUAAGGUUACUUUGUAGGUAAAAUAAUAAUUUGCAUUUCAUUUGAUAUUUACCCAAACUGAAUAAUGUUAUAAAUUCUAAAGUUAUGUUUUUGAGAUUAGGUUUUCAGUAUCCCAGUAGCUGCAAAAGCACGAGGUUUGAGUACUUGCGCGCCGCUCCUUGUAAUGAGAAUAGAAAGUGGUUGGCUCAAGGUACUCAUAACACAAAUGCCCGUGUCCAUAAGGGCUACCUAAUACGUUUAAAUAGUAUAUAUAGUUUGAAAAGAGCAAAUAACACGCUAUAGAACUCGGUUAGGUUUGCUGUCAUACCACACUCUCCUUAACUCUCUCUGUAAAUGUUAUGUAGAAGAAACAAUGGCUAUGCUUUAAAUAAAUUAUUACGAGUGUAAUUUUUAAGUUAUUAUUUUAGUUCGCAGUGUAGGAUAACUGUAUGACCAGUUGCUGAUAAAGUCUUAUGUUUUAUAAUUUAUUUUUCAUCACACUUGCUUUUGCAGAAACUUAUUACGCCGACAUAAGACUCAUAAUCCACGAUAUUAAAUUCGCGUGUUUUAUUUUAAAAUUACCGUAGGUACUUGUGCUUUAUUUAUGAUAUCCGAUUAAGUUUAUUUUGUACCUCACUGCAAGUUAUAAAUAUGAAGACCACUUUUAAUUAAGCCGGGUAAGAAUUAUUUUCUUAAUCAACAAAUAGGUUUUAUGCGGUUAAAAAUGAAAAAAUAUUUUUACCUUCUCAAUAGAUGAUAAAAUUAAACAUUUUAUCAAAUUAUUCACAAUUCAUGAUUAGUUAAACAUGUUUUUAAUACGAAGAGAUGCUGCUGGCAUGAAAUGCAAACGAUGCUGGCUGUAUAUCGGUUUACUUUUGCGCGCGUAAAAAAACUUAUUGUUAAUAAUUUUCGCUUAUUGUUAAUAAUUUAAAAUGUCCAGUUUAAAUUAGUAUAGUAGAAUUUACUCAGCUGUGAAUAAUAAUCAAGGCACUAUAGCGAUUGUAUAACCUGUUUCGACCAAUCUCUAAAGAGCGGCCCAUGAAACUGUUAUAUAAUGGAAAAACAGCGAAAAAUGGUCAGUUAUUUUCUGAGAAAGUAUUAAUAGUUUUUUCCUCGCAAGUGUGGUGAAAAUCGUUGUAUUAAACGUGCAUGGAAAAUUACUUAUUACGCUCUCGGCUUUCUUUGCGCAUUCGCUUUUAGCUCAUGCGCGUGAGACCGCCUUGACUGUAAAAUGGAAUAUUACCAUACUGUAGUCGUAAAAAUGUAAUAGGCCCGUUUUGACAUUUGUCAUCGCGACGUAACUAGUUAUG
Molecule: messenger RNA, 3681 nt
Organism: Pararge aegeria (speckled wood butterfly)
Lineage: Eukaryota; Metazoa; Arthropoda; Insecta; Lepidoptera; Nymphalidae
Product: integral membrane protein GPR180-like
Exons: 7
Coding region: 173-1720 (515 amino acids)
Biological process (GO): response to pheromone; G protein-coupled receptor signaling pathway
Source: RefSeq, a predicted model, not a curated record